Messenger RNA from Fusarium subglutinans, 2568 nucleotides. RefSeq lists its product as uncharacterized. The coding region runs from base 1 to 2568 and encodes 855 amino acids. The transcript has a single exon. Lineage: Eukaryota; Fungi; Ascomycota; Sordariomycetes; Hypocreales; Nectriaceae. The record is from RefSeq and is a predicted model, not a curated record.
AUGCGUUCCAUCCUCGCAUUGGCGGCCCUCGCCGCCGUCGACUUUGUCGCCGGAAGCGCCUGCAAGCCCAAGUCCAGCACCACGAUCCCCUCGCUCGUAUCAUCCUCUUCCGAUGCUACCAGCUCGUCCACCGCUACAACUGUCGUUACCCUCCCCAAAGUCCACAACUUGGCCACCAAUGGAAAUAUGGCCGAGAUUGAUCCAAAUAACCCUCUCUCAGUUCCUGACUGGGAGGUUGAAGGCGAUGCUCGUAUCGUUGGAGGUGCUGGACGUGAAGAGCCAGGAAGUACUGAACGGGGUUGCGCUGCGAUGAGUGCUUCCAAUACUGGCGAUGGAAAGCGUGCUUUAGGCAUUUCUGUUAGUAUAUCGCAGAGCAUGUCCAACCUCGAUCUCUCGACGCCUUACACCAUUCGCUUUUACUACCUUGUCGUUACUUCGCCUGCGGCCAUCAACCUGUGCCAAUUGACCGGCUUCCUCGGCGGUUCUGUCUUCUAUCAGAACUGGGUUUUCAGUACCGGCACAGCCGUAUCUUGGAACGAGGUUCUCCAGGCUGUUACGCCAUCGCAGGUCAAUGCUCCUCUCCGCAUCGCCAUGAACUGUCUUAUCGGUGGUGGAGCGACUGUGCUUGUCGACUCCGUCUUCAUCUCCAACGCUGUCACGCCACAGAACAUCAACGACUUUGUUGUCAACUUCGGUAACACCGGUACUGGCGCCAAUCCUCCUCUUGAUCCCCCUGUGGUCGGUCCUCAGACAACCAGCAGCUCUUCGAAGCAGGAGAUUACAUCAACUACUCAACAAUUAGAGACUACAUCUGUCCCCAAAGAUCAAGAAACCACUUCUGUUUCCCAAGAGAAAGAAACGACAUCUUCUUCUCAGAAGGUAGAAACUACAUCUGCUACUCAAAAGCAAGAGACUACGUCGGCUACCCAAGUGCCAGAUACUACAUCUUUCUCGCAGAACCAGGGGACCACUUCCGUUGCCCAACAGCAAAGGACUACAUCCGCCUCUCAGAAGCCAGAAACCAGCUCUUUGACUCAAAAGCAGGAGACUACAUCAGCCCCCCAAGAUCCGGAUACUACGUCUGCCGCCCCUGUGCAGCAUACUGAGACGGGAACCACUGGUCAAGAGAACCAGGUAACAUCAACCCAAGCGGCUUUACAACAGACCUCAACUGGUAACUCCGAUGUCGAGACUACCAGCAAGCCUGUCUCUCAAGUCCAGUCCUCAACUGUACCAGCCGUAGGUACGACGAGCACCGCACCUGAGCAGCCGUUCUGCUCCAAGGCUCUCAACGGCGGCUGCUGGUGGAAGCGUCCCGACAACGGCAAUGACAUGGUCAAUUGCGCCAGCCGAGGCUCUUGGCCUGGCUCCACUGGACAAGGCCAUGUUGUUCCCCGUCCUGAUAACUACCCUCUUCCUUUGAUUCAGCUUUGGUGCUUGGGCUGGUGCUCCCUCUCACCAGGUUGCAAAUCCGUUGCGUUCAUUCCCGAGGAUAGGUCAUGUCGCUUCUCAGAACAUCAAGUUCAGGAUGCUGACUUCGUUCCUGGUCCUGAUCCUAACGUAGACACUGAGGGAGUGUUUUACUGGCACGAUCUUUCGUGCUUCAACUGUCCCUGUAACGAUGAGCCUUCUACUACAUCUGCCGCAUCAAGCACUCAGUCUGCUGAACCUACCGACCUUGUCAAACUGCCCGCUGCGUCAACCUGCCCCAAAUCCCUCGAGAAUGGAUGUACAUGGAACGAGAGGUCCCAGGGCGGCAGUCUCACCACUUGCCAAUAUCGCGGUCGUUGGCCUGGAAGUGAUGGUGCUGGCUUUGCUGUUGAGCAACCCCGUGACUAUCCUACGGCCUGGAGUCAGAUGUGGUGUGUUGCCUGGUGUUCUCUCUACCCUGGUUGCAAGUCCGCAGCCUGGAUGCCGAAUGACCGAUCGUGUCGUUUCUCCACUCAUUCACUCUCUGAUGCUGACUUUGAAAUGGCUGCUGAUCCCAACUCCGAUUCCGUCGCUGAUGGCAUCUAUUAUUGGCAUAGCCUCGACUGUAUGACCUGCCCUUGCCACGACGAUCCUACGACCUCUUUACUUCCUGCAGAAUCCACCACGCUCGUCCGCGCCGUGACACCUAAGCCCAACACCCCAACAGCCGUCACAGCCACUAGCAAAGCUAUCACAGGAACCCCAACACCUGGUCCAGUAGAGCAGCCCUGUGAUUGGGAGAACGGCCAGGGUAUUUGCUAUAGACCCUUCGAGAAGGAGCAAGGGCCCUGUGGUGGAACACUCAUGAUCGUCAACCCAUCGCAGUACACAAAGCUGCCACUUAACUGGAAGCCCCAAAUCACAGAGCCUGUUCAGUGUGCGAUCAUGUGCCAUACCAACCCCGAUUGUUACGCAUGGGGCUUUGAGUGGAGCAGCAACAUGAACUGUGUUCUUUCUCUUGGACAGACGGAAGUUGAUCAACUUGAGGUUGUUUCUUCAGGAGCUCAGUAUCGCUGGUACUCUCAUACAUGCUGGGAGUGCAGAGACUGUGUUACUAGGUGGAACUGGUCUUGGGAUUCUUUGCCUGCUGGGAACUAA